Molecule: messenger RNA, 548 nt
Organism: Arvicola amphibius (Eurasian water vole)
Lineage: Eukaryota; Metazoa; Chordata; Mammalia; Rodentia; Cricetidae
Product: tRNA-splicing endonuclease subunit Sen15-like
Exons: 3
Coding region: 71-421 (116 amino acids)
Biological process (GO): tRNA splicing, via endonucleolytic cleavage and ligation
Molecular function (GO): nucleic acid binding
Source: RefSeq, a predicted model, not a curated record
CUGCGGCGCGCUGGGCUCUGCUGCUGGCCGGGCAGGCUUCGCGGGACACCACGGUCUCGGCGUGGGCAGCAUGGAGGAGCGCAGCGAUUCCGAGCCUACCCCGGGCUGUAGCGGCCUUGGCCCGGGUCCCGUUCGCGCUGGCGGCGCCACCCCCCACACGUGGGCUCCCGAGGACGCCUGGAUGGGCACACACCCUAAGUACUUAGAAAUGAUGGAAUUAGAUAUAGGAGAUGCCACCCAAGUUUAUAUAGCAUUCUUGGUUUACCUGGAUCUCAUGGAGAGUAAAAGUUGGCAUGAAGUAAACUGUGUAGGAAUACCAGAACUACAGCUUAUCUGCCUCCUUGGCACUGAGAUAGAAGGGGAGGGGCUACAGACUGUGGUGCCCACACCCAUUUCUGCUUCCCUCAGCCAUAACAGGUGAGUGAGUACUUCUGGUCUUAGUUUAACAAACCCAUUGCCUGUAAGAUUUUUUGUGGUUUUUUUUUCCACUUUUAUAAAUUUUUAUAUUUUUAUCCAUAAUCUUUUCAUUGGCCUUAUUUUUAGUUUUU